Molecule: messenger RNA, 8472 nt
Organism: Miniopterus natalensis
Lineage: Eukaryota; Metazoa; Chordata; Mammalia; Chiroptera; Miniopteridae
Source: RefSeq, a predicted model, not a curated record
AUGUGUGUGGGGGCUGUUCAGAGGUCUGUCUGCUUUGGUCUCUGCCCAGAUGAUGAAUGUCAGUUCACAGUCCUGACUGUCCCUAAAGAUCAAAUCAGUUUUUUUGCUUUUUUGUUUGUUUGUUUGUUUGUUCAUAAAGCUUUUUUGUUUCUGUUACAUUAUGUAGUUUUGUACCAAUGGCUAGAAGCAGAUCGUCAUGGCAAGAGCCAAGAUGCUGCAAAUACGACCUCAGGUGAAAAUUUUGACCAGAGUCCUUUGAGAAGAACAUUCAAAUCUAAGGUUCUGGCCCAUUAUCCUCAGAAUAUAGAGUGGAACCCCUUUGAUCAAGAUGCAGUGAACAUGCUGUGCAUGCCAAAAGGGCUGUCUUUCAGAACACAGACUGACAACAGAGACCCUCAGUUCCAUUCAUUUAUAAUUACUCGGGAAGAUGGUUCUCGCACCUACGGUUUUGUUCUCACUUUUUAUGAAGAAGUUACAAGUAAGCAAAUCUGCACAGCUAUGCAGACACUGUACCAGAUGCACAACGCGGAGCAUUACAGCAGCGUCUACGCUUCCUCCUCCUGCAGCAUGGACUCGCUGGCCAGCAGCAUUGACGAGGGAGAUACAACUUCCCUUUUGAAACUACAGCGAUACAACUCCUAUGACAUCAGCAGAGACACCCUGUAUGUUUCCAAAAGUAUAUGUUUGAUAACACCACUGCCUUUCAUGCAGGCCUGCAAGAAAUUCCUCAUCCAGCUUCACAAGGCAGUUACCUCACAGCAGCCACCACCCUUGCCGCUGGAGAGCUACAUCCACAAUAUUCUCUAUGAGGUACCCCUUCCACCUCCAGGGAGAUCUCUGAAAUUUUAUGGUGUUUAUGAACCUGUCAUAUGCCAGAGGCCUGGGCCCAAUGAACUCCCCCUCUCUGAUUACCCUCUUCGAGAAGCCUUCGAGCUCCUGGGAUUGGAGAACCUGGUGCAGCUGUUCACCUGUGUUCUUUUAGAGAUGCAGAUCCUUCUCUACUCACAAGAUUAUCAACGCCUGAUGACUGUGGCGGAAGGCAUCACCACACUUUUGUUCCCAUUUCAGUGGCAGCAUGUAUAUGUGCCCAUCCUCCCUGCUUCUCUGCUACAUUUUCUUGAUGCUCCUGUCCCUUAUCUGAUGGGCCUUCAGUCAAAAGAAGGAACUGACCGUUCUAAACUAGAACUUCCUCAAGAGGCUAAUUUGUGUUUUGUGGAUAUUGACAACCAUUUUAUUGAGUUGCCUGAAGAAUUUCCACAGUUCCCCAACAAAGUGGAUUUUAUACAGGAACUCUCUGAAGUUCUUCUUCACUUUGGGAUCCCUCCUGAGGGCAGCCUACAUUGCAGUGAGAGUGCCACCAAGCUGAAGAAUCUGGUUCUGAAAGACUUGGUCAAUGACAAGAAGAAUGGCAACAUCUCCACUAAUAACAUCAGCAUGUAUGAGUUACUAAAAGGCAACGAAACCAUAGCCCGCCUCCAAGCUCUGGCUAAGCGGACCGGUGUGACCGUGGAAAAAAUGGACCUCUCUGCCUCUCUGGGUGAAAAAGAAAAGGAUUUGAAACUGCAGUGUGAAGAGGCAGAGCUAAGGGACUACCAGCUCAACGUACAGCUCCGAGAGGUGUUUGCUAACCGCUUUACACAGAUGUUUGCAGACUACGAAGCGUUUGUGAUUCAGAGUGCCCAGGACUUGGAGUCCUGGCUCACCAACCGGGAACAGAUGCAGAACUUUGACAAAGCUUCCUUUCUGUGUGACCAGCCUGAGCCAUACCUGCCAUUCCUUUCACGCUUCAUUGAAACACAGAUGUUUGCCACCUUUAUUGAUAAUAAAAUUAUGUCUCAGUGGGAGGAGAAAGAUCCCUUGCUUCGGGUCUUUGACUCUCGGAUUGAGAAGAUAAGACUGUAUAAUGUAAGGGCACCCACCUUGAGGACAUCUAUAUAUCAGAAAUGCAGCACUUUAAAAGAAGCAGCUCAGUCAGUUGAGCAGCGGCUGAUGAAAAUGGACCACACUGCAAUCCACCCACAUCUGCUUGAUAUGAAAAUUGGUCAAGGAAAAUAUGAACAAGGGUUCUUUCCAAAGUUACAGUCCGACGUCUUGGCAACAGGACCAACUAAUAACAAUCGCUGGGUAAGUCGGAGCGCCACCACGCAGCGCAGAAAAGACCGCCUUCGCCAGCCUUCCGAGCAUGUUGGGCUGGACAACGACUUGAGGGAGAAAUAUAUGCAGGAGGCACGAAGUUUAGGAAAAAACCUGAGGCAGCCCAAAUUGUCAGACCUCUCUCCUGCAGUGAUUGCACAAACCAACUGGAAGUUUGUAGAAGGCUUGUUAAAGGAAUGUAGAAUGAAGACCAAACGUAUGUUGGUGGAGAAGAUGGGCCACGAAGCGGUGGAACUGGGCCAUGGAGAAGCAAACAUCACGGGCUUGGAAGAGAACACCUUGAUCGCCAGCCUCUGCGACCUCCUGGAGAGGAUAUGGAGCCAUGGCUUGCAGGUCAAGCAGGGGAAGUCGGCUUUGUGGUCACAUUUAAUUCAGUUUCAGGACAGAGAAGAGAAACAAGAGCACCUUGCAGAAUCGCCAGUUGCCCUGGGACCAGAAAGAAGAAAAUCUGACUCCGGAGUUAUGUUGCCAACACUCAGGGUCUCCCUUAUCCAAGACAUGAGGCAUAUUCAGAACAUGAGCGAGAUCAAGACUGAUGUUGGACGAGCCAGGGCAUGGAUAAGGCUGUCUCUAGAAAAGAAACUCUUGUCCCAGCAUCUCAAGCAGUUGCUGUCUAACCAGCCACUCACCAGGAAGCUUUACAAGCGUUACGCUUUCCUCCGCUGUGAGGAAGAAAGGGAGCAGUUCCUUUACCACCUUCUUUCGCUCAACGCCGUGGACUACUUCUGCUUCACCAGCGUCUUCACCACCAUCAUGAUUCCUUAUAGGUCAGUGAUCAUCCCCAUCAAGAAGCUGAGCAAUGCAAUCAUCACAUCCAACCCCUGGAUCUGUGUGUCAGGAGAGCUGGGAGACACGGGAGUGAUGCAGAUCCCAAAAAACCUCCUCGAGAUGACUUUUGAGUGCCAGAACUUGGGGAAGCUGACCACUGUUCAGAUCGGUCACGAUAACUCAGGACUGUUAGCCAAGUGGCUAGUGGAUUGUGUCAUGGUCAGAAAUGAAAUCACAGGACAUACAUACAGGUUCCCAUGUGGGCGGUGGCUGGGGAAAGGCAUUGAUGAUGGGAGCCUGGAGAGAAUUCUCAUUGGAGAGCUGAUGGCGUCUGCGGCAGAUGAGGACCUGGUAAGGCAGUGUCGGACUCCCCCACAGCAGAAGUCGCCCACUACGGCCAGGAGGCUGAGCAUCACUUCACUAACAGGAAAAGCCACCAAACCCAAUGCUGGGCAGAUCCAGGAAGGAAUUGGAGAAGCUGUGAACAACAUUGUGAAGCAUUUUCACAAACCUGAAAAAGAGAGAGGAAGCCUCACGGUGUUGCUGUGCGGAGAGAACGGCCUGGUUGCAGCCCUUGAACAGGUUUUCCACCAUGGAUUCAAAUCUGCCCGCAUCUUUCACAAGAACAUCUUCAUCUGGGACUUCAUAGAGAGAGCGGUUACUUAUUUUGAAACCACUGACAAUGAAGAUGAUGUUCUUAUUCAGAAAUCAUCCUGCAAAACCUUCUGCCACUAUGUCAAUGCUAUUAAUACUGCACCCAGGAACAUUGGGAAGGAUGGCAAAUUCCAGAUUUUAGUCUGCCUUGGAACACGGGAUCGCCUGCUCCCACAGUGGAUUCCACUGUUAGCCGAGUGUCCUGCCAUUACCCGAAUGUAUGAAGAGAGCGCCCUCCUGCGGGACCGCAUGACCGUCAACUCCCUCAUCCGCAUUCUGCAGACCAUCCAGGACUUCACCAUCAUCUUAGAAGGCUCUCUCAUCAAAGGAGUGGAUGUGUAACCCAAUCAGCUAGAAAUUCUCAGUCCAGACCCCUUGCUCCCGAACCUUCCUUGUCCACGGGACCGAUGUGGACUUGUCUGACGAGGUAGUGAGUCACUGCAGGGGCAAUGCACCUUAUGCCCUGAUUUGAACAAUCCUCAUGCUGCAGACAAGGCAAAACGCUGUAUUGUAGUUCAUUUGAACCAGGAAUUUAGUAUAAAAUAGAGUAUUUUCAUGUGUUAGAUGUGUGUAAAUACGCUAUCUUCUUUAAAAAAUUAUAUUACUCUAAUAAGAUACUUUUCUUAGAUUGAAUAUUCCUGUGAUUUAAAAUAAGUAGCUUAAAAGCACUGGGAAUUGGGGGAGGAGUGGUGCUAGUCAGGAAGAAGCCAGUACACAUGUAAAUACCGUACAACCCAGUUGAGCUUUUUCCCCUCCAGGUAUCACACAGGAGCCCAGAGGCAUUGUUGUGUCAUGGCCCAUCCUUCCUGGUGUCUGACCCUCUGUGUUGUGAAUGCGAACAGCUCUGCCUACUGUACAGGGCAGCCUGUACUUGUCUCUUUUAAGUUGCAAAUGGUUUCAUACAUAUGAAUUGAGUCACUUUUCCAUUCUUUCGGGAAGUUUUUUCUCUCUGCACAAGAUGAAGAUAUAAUUCAAAUACUUUAAACACCGAACCCCAGGAGCUUGGCUUAACUGGGAAGAGAGCACACAAAGCCCCAAGAAGUGUGUUAAAUGGUGGGAUUAUAGCCUCUUUACUCUUUGGAAAGAUUAGCCUAGACUAACUUCAUUCUUGGCAUUUUUAUUCUUGUUAUUUGAGGUACUCUGGGCAGAUGUCACAGUCAUAACAACUGCAAACAGCAGUUUGAUCCUGUGCUUUUUAUUUGGCCAUCUGAACCCUGCAGUGGUCUCUUACCUCUGAGGGAUCACCGAAAGCCGGCUUUGUUUGGUUCCCAUCGCCCCCUCCCCUCCCCGUGCCCAGCCCCCUCUCAGGAAAUGGAAGGAAUGUCUGAGAAGGAGGAGAGCUCGGUGUAGCCUGGAAUGUUUUUGUGAAAGUAUUUGUUGACCAAGAUAAUGCAAAUAACAGAAAGAGGGAGAAAGAAUGAACCCUUUCUGGGUGUUUCAGAGUAAGCUUUCUGUUCCUUUGUAAGAAUGGAGUGAUAACGUGAAACAACUGGCCCAGAGACGGUAAAAGCCAGCGCAGCACAGACGCAAAAUGCAAGCAAAACAAGAGGCAGCAGUUUUGAAAGACCAAAUGUUGUAACUCUCCAGUUCAGUAUUUUAUAAGGAAGUUAAAUAAACGUGGUGUUAGCUAGUCACCUGAAGUCUUCACCAUAGAGUAGGCCCUGUAGCUCUAAUUAGGCAUUUGCACAUUGUUAGUGAAACUGCUCGGCAGAGCUCCAGUUUUAUUCCCAGUUGUGGCUGAGACGCAGAGCCAUGGCCUCUCAGGACCCUUGUGCGAUUUGAGGGUCCUGGGCUGCAGCCAACAGUGUCAUCCCCUUAUCUCCUGGAGGAAGACUAACGCCUUCAGAUGAAACAAGCGCCCCACUCCCUUUAUCAGACACUGUCUUCAGCCAGGCAGCCCAGGCACACCCCCUUUGAUAUGUGACUUAGUUCUUAAGGAGGGAAGGGGGGUUGAAGAAUUUAGAAACCCAUGGGAAGGGGUUAAUAAGGUGGUUCUGGGUGACCUGGGGACUAGAGAUUUGUUUGCUGAGGCUAAAGUGUGUCUGUGGUGUGGCUUUUCAGGGUCAUGGACAUUCUUCAGUGGGAGAUGUCCUCCACCUGCUUGACACCACGCUCUUACUGUGUUUCAGUGAUCAGAAACCACAGACUGACGCAGUCCAGGGGCUGGUUCUCAGUACCUUCUCCAUGAGGCCCUGCCUCUGACGCACUCUGGGCAGCCAGGGAGACGGCUUAGCUUAGAUUGAGUCAUCUUGUCCAGCUUCUCAUCUCAUAGAUGGAACACUCAAGGAUUAAAGAGAUUACAUACUCCCACAGCUGGUCAGCGACAUCCCAGGGUCUAGAAUUCACGUUUUUUUAUUCCACCAGGCUGCAUGACACUGACCUCCAGGGCACUCAUCUUAAGUCUUUCCACCCUUGGAUCUUUAUGCAUUCAUCUAUACAGAUAGGAAAUAAGGAUUAAUAUUCAUGUCUAAGAAUCAUUUAUGAGGAUUAGUAUUCAUUUUAACAAAUUGUUCACAAGUUGUAAAAAUGGAGAAAAUUGGGUCUGGGGUCUGUGACUAAAACCAUUAUUUCAAAGGGCAAUGCCCAAAAGGAGUUGUACCUUAAGUUUUAUCCCACUUCAUGCAGUGUGACUGCCACCGUGAAAUGACCAAUUUCAAAAGAGAGAUACACACCCUCUACAAUACUAGGCCCUUUAAAGCAGUCACCUCGGGAGCCCAUUUAUCUUAGUCUAGUGGUACAGCCAGCACUCCAAACACGUGGGGGCCUCUAUGAGCAGCUCGAAAGGCCGACAGCCCAUAGGAUCCAGGUUGAUGAAUAAAAAGGGGGCUCGAGCAGAGUUUGAGUCCCAUAAGAAACAUAAUUCUAAAGAAACAAGAUUUAGUUCUUAUGUGGCUUGUAACAGUCUCUGAUCCAGUACCAAAUUGUUUUGAGCAGGACAAUAGCAGAAUCCUCAGAAUAAAUGUACAUAGCCUCCAAAGCUGACUUUUGCAAGGACCAUAUCUAUUUAGAGAGGUACCUUUUCUGUUACAUUUAUUUUUUAAAUUGGCAUAUUGCUUUAUAAUCACACCUCAAAGUUAAAAUAAAUAAAAAUUAUUUUGUAAUUGAUUUUUUUUCUUCCUCAAAUUAAAAUUCAUGUCUGGAACCAUAAUUAGUAUUUUUGCAUAACAGUGGCUUAAAAAGAAAUUGUUGUAAAAUUAAAUUUCCAAAAAUAUUGUCUCUUGAAACAUUGUUUUCAAGUGUUUUUUUAAGUGUCCCGAAACUCCUAAUCCCAACCUUUGUGAUCCAGUAGCAUUACACCAAUGUUGGUAUUAUAUGUGAGACCCUACAGCUGUGCCCUGUCGGGGUCAUUAGCACCUUAAAAUGACUGAGGCACAGUAUCCAGAGGUAUAAAGUGGGUUCUCGGUCGUUGGAAACAGGCCACCAAGAAAAACAAUAAGGCCUCCCGGCCCUUCCCAUCCUCUUUCCACUGGGGGCAAGAAUUUGAUAGAAGUAACCUAGAACUUGCAAAAGUUUGCAGUUUCCCUCAAAAAUUUAUUUUAAAUGUUUCAGAGACUUUUGUACCUUUUGUAACCCUGCGGUAUUUACUUUAACAUGGCUUUUAAAGAAAUCAUUUUAAUGGACUUCUGUCACACUGUAUGAAUGAUAGAGGAGUAAUACUGAAUUGCUGUUUCCUUUUUUGGCAAUAAAUCACUGUUGUAUGUAGAUGUAAGUGAAAGGGGUAGAGACUAUACGUAACAGUUUGUGUGUAGUAUAUGUUGACACCUCUAGAUAUUGUGAAACAUGAGGCAACAGACAAGGACCUCAGAUCCCCAGGGAAAUAUUUAUUUGACAGCACUGAGAGUGUAGCUCUUAAUAAUGAAAUCUCUUUCUGCUAAGAAUUGUGAUUUUUCAGAAGAUUUUUAUGUUGAGAACUGUGAGUAUUUUCUCUGUGAGGUUUACAGAAAUUAGUCGAUCUUUUCACCAUGCUGAAAGGACAAUCUGAACCUUCGCUAUUUAUAUUUCAGUAUUAACACACCUUCAUUGAUUGCAAAUGGAGUCUUCAGCUCCUCUCUGCUUUUAUAAAGUGAAUCCUGUUUCCAAGUCAUCCAUGUCUUUUGAAGUCCCUAUUUUUAUGUAAGUAUUUAUUACAUUACCAUUUAGCUUAAAAGGAGACAGAAACAAAUAAUAAGCUGUUAGACCCCUUAUUCCUAUUAAAAUACACUUAUAAAUCUUUUGAAUGAAACUGAUUUCCAAGCUUUUUGAAGAGGACAUUGAUGGAGUGUGAUCAAAAGAAACUAAGGAGAACCUCACCCUUUCAAAUCUUUAGAACUGGUCGUUCUCUCAAGGACAAAAUAAAAAUUGGCUCCAGAAAGGUAUCACAUUGAGCAAUUAAUACCAGAGUGGAAAAUAUUAUCAAAGGAUGUCUCCUCCUUUGCAAACUAAACUCUCAUUUGAAGGAAUCCAGGGUAUCCUUGGGUUAUAUGGGAGGGAAUGAUGCUUGAUUCAAUUACCUGAAUGUAUUGUGUGUGGCUAGUCUUUAUUCCAAACACCAAAUCUUGACAGAGAAGCAUUGGUAAGGAGUUCCUGUUGUCAAUCAACUGAAGGUGUUCAACAUAUAGAAAAAAUCCUCCAUGUUACACUUGAACCAUGUAUAAAUGUACCCUGUGUGUGUUUUUAACAAAUGAGCAUUUCUGCAUUUAAAUUAUAUUGUUUUUCUUUGUAUUGUUAAAAUGCAUCAGAACUGGAUUUUUUUUUCUCAUCUGAACAUAAUAUAAAAUUUGAAGAGUAUUGUGAUAUCAAGCACUUUAGCAUACAUAUCAGAGAAACUGACGUGGGUUUUUCAGGUUUUGGAGUACAUUUAAAUAUGACUUUUCAUGCUUUGUUCUUUACAAAUAAAACUGUGGGGUUGAUACUUUG